UGGCGUCCAAAAAGGAACCCCAAAGGCCAAAGCUCAAGAACAAAACAAAAAGGCGAAACCCUUUUUCAUCCAGUUCCAAACACAAAGAUACAAAGCAAUCCGCGAGAUUCCUUCUUUUUCUUAGAAAAGUUUCGGUUUUGAUUUUGUUGAAAACGGAAAUAGAGACAUCUUCACCUUCAGGGUUUUGGGGUCUUUCUGUUUGAUGACGUGCGAGGAGAUUCUUUCUCUGUUCGUGUCAGAUGGAAGACCAUGAUAAGUCUCUUCCUCCCAAGGAUUACUAUAAGAUUCUAGAAGUAGAUUACGACGCAACUGAGGAUUUGAUCAGACUCAAUUAUCGCAAGCUUGCGCUGAAGUGGCAUCCGGAUAAACACAAAGGUGAUACUGCAGCUAAAGAGAAAUUCAUAGAGAUAAAUGAAGCUUAUAACGUGCUGAUUGAUCCCGCAGCACGUUUCGAGUACGAUUUAACCGGCAUUUACGAGAUCCACAAGUAUACUUUACGGGAAUAUCUCGCCAGAUUUAAGGGAAUGAUACUCACUUGCAAUGGCCUUGGCAUCAGCCAAUCCUUAGCACCAUGGACACAUCAAUUGUCUGAGACCACCAACAAACCAACAGACUAGCAAGGUUGGUGUUCUUUAUUCAUCACAAAGAAAAUUCCCCAUUACCUUCACAGGAUACUGUAUAAACUGAAAGCAGAAGUUAGAGGGGAGAGCUAUAAACUGUGUCAAGAUUCUCAAACACUUUCCCAUCUCACCGGCCCUUUAACACGGUGUGUUUGUGAUGUACAAUACUGAAGCCGUAGGGCAGAGCAAUGAUGACAUAUUGAAAUGCUUUAGUUAGAUGUUGUAUUUGUUUCUGAAUCUAUAUAGAGUUAGAGAAGCGUAUAUGGUUUCUGGUUUUAAUUCAUACAGUGGUGAUGAUUCAGGUCUUGUACUAAACUAUUUAGAGAGCUUUACAUAAAGACAUACUAUUUAUGAGGCUUGAGACGCGAAAGAGAAUAAUACAAUCAAUGGAUUGAAGCUUC
Messenger RNA from Brassica oleracea var. oleracea, 1021 nucleotides. RefSeq names its product dnAJ-like protein slr0093. Gene Ontology annotation, cellular component: nucleus; cytoplasm. The transcript is spliced from 6 exons. The record is from RefSeq and is a predicted model, not a curated record. Bases 240 to 617 code for a protein of 125 amino acids. NCBI's taxonomy places the organism in Eukaryota, Viridiplantae, Streptophyta, Magnoliopsida, Brassicales, Brassicaceae.